CCUAGGGAUUUUCGUUUCGUACAUUUAAAAUUAUAUACAACCAACUUCACGAUUAUUUUCUAAUUGUCACGUGGAAUUUUGAGGUUAAUAAAAAAUGGAAAAUUAUAAAAUAAUAACCUGUAAGUAUUCGACGGACUCAGUGGCAUCUCACGAUUUAUUCGUAAAAGAACACAAAGUACGGAAUCAUACCCCAGAAAAACCAGCAGGAAAAACAUUAUUUAUUUUAAAUGUACCACCAUACGCAACCCCGCAAUCAUUUAAAGAAGCCUUUUCAACAAUCGGGAAAGUAACAUCAGUCCAAUUUUAUGACUCCCAUGAAAAUUUAUCGCAACAAAGUGAAAAAUUAGGUUUUAAAGUUGCGUUUGUUGUCUUUGAAAACUGGGCUGAUUUAACUAAAGCUUUAUCUUUAAAACAACUCCCACCACUAACAAACAAAAACGAAUUGGGACUUUUAAGUUGGAUACAGGAAUAUAACUCGAGUAUUGUAAAUCGGAAAAAAUUGGAGGAAAAAUGUAAAAUGAUCAUUUCUAAGUACGAUAAAGAACAGUUAAAAAGUGGGAAAAAUAAACAGGUUGUUGACGAUGAAGGAUGGACUGUGGUUACAGGGAAGGGUAAAAAAGCUGGGGUUGCUCGAACGGAGAGUGGGCAAAAUAAAUUAAGCGAAAAGUUAAAAAGGAAAGGGGUUAAAGAUUUCUAUACGUUUCAAAUUAAAGAGAAGAAAAUGGAGAAAAUUGUUGAGUUAAGGAAAAAAAUGGAAGAGAAUAAAAAACGACUUGAAGCUAUUAGGAGUCAAAGGAAAUUUAAACCUUUCAGUUGAAUUGAUGUUUGUGUUUUAAUAAAUUGAUUUAAAAUGAUUUGUAUUAUUUAUAACCAAUAAAAUAGUUGAUGUGGUAAAGGUUA
Molecule: messenger RNA, 900 nt
Organism: Onthophagus taurus
Lineage: Eukaryota; Metazoa; Arthropoda; Insecta; Coleoptera; Scarabaeidae
Product: ribosomal RNA-processing protein 7 homolog A
Biological process (GO): rRNA processing; ribosomal small subunit assembly
Cellular component (GO): CURI complex; UTP-C complex
Molecular function (GO): RNA binding
Source: RefSeq, a predicted model, not a curated record